Messenger RNA from Scophthalmus maximus (turbot), 4889 nucleotides. It is a transcript of the gene sh3pxd2b, whose product is annotated as SH3 and PX domains 2B. Gene Ontology annotation, molecular function: phosphatidylinositol binding; protein binding; superoxide-generating NADPH oxidase activator activity. Gene Ontology annotation, cellular component: cytoplasm. The coding region runs from base 292 to 3108 and encodes 938 amino acids. Gene Ontology annotation, biological process: superoxide anion generation. Lineage: Eukaryota; Metazoa; Chordata; Actinopteri; Pleuronectiformes; Scophthalmidae. The record is from RefSeq and is a predicted model, not a curated record. The transcript is spliced from 15 exons.
AGAGAGAGAGAGAGAGAGAGAGAGGAAGGAGGGGGAACAGAGAAUCGACCGAGUAUUAACUUCUGGCUCCUGCGCGGCUGAAUGUUCGGCUCGGAGGUUUGACGUUGCCAGCUUUACGCGGAGGAGGGAGGAGGGAAAGAAAGAAAGAAAGAUAGAAGAAAGCAUUUGUUGCGUUCAGAGGUCGCGGAUCAGGAGCGGCGCGGAUGACAAAGAAGACAACUUUCUCCGCCGGGUUUGAUCGCGUAUCGUUUCUUUAACGGAGAGGCUGAGGGAGAAGAAGAAGACGACAUCAUGCCACGGCGCACCGUGCAAGAAGUGACCGUGCAGGAUGUCCAGAAGCGAAGGAACCCGAACAAACACUACGUUUACAUCAUCAAAGUGUCCUGGAGCGAUGGCAGCACGGAAAUCAUUUUCAGACGCUACAGCAAGUUCUUUGACCUGCAGAUGGAGCUGCUGGAUAAGUUCCCAGUGGAGGGAGGCCAGAAAGACCCGAAGCGCAGGAUCAUUCCAUUCCUACCAGGGAAGAUCCUGUUCAGGAGGAGCCACAUCAGAGAUGUGGCCAUGAAAAGGCUCAGGCCCAUCAACGAGUACUGCAGGGCCCUCAUCCAGCUGCCAGUGUACAUCUCCCAGUGCGAGGAGGUCCGGGUAUUUUUUGAGACCAGACCUGAGGACCUCAACCCACCCAAGGAGGAACCCAUUGGAAAGAAGAAAUCAGGGAUUGUGGAGCGAGCGACUACUUUCCUAAAGCGAGGAGACUCCACCUCGGGGGACCCUCUCCUCCUCGACCAGUACGUGGCGGUAACGGACUAUGAAAAGCAGGAGAGCUCCGAGAUCAGCCUGCAUGUGGGUCAGGUGGUGGAGGUCAUUGAGAAAAAUGAGUCUGGGUGGUGGUUUGUGAGCUCUGAAGAUGCCCAGGGCUGGGUCCCUGCCACUUGCCUCGAGGCACAGGACGACCCGGACGACUUCAGUCUUCCUGGGGAAGAAGUGCCUCGGAGAUUCUGGUCACUGCCAAGGCACGUGGGUCGUCGCAGAACUUUAGGGGAUCUAUUCAGCACAGGCUUUGGGCAAGACGAGAAGUACUCGGUGAUUUACCCGUACUCGGCCAGGGACCAGGACGAGAUCGACCUGGAGAGAGGAAUGAUUGUCGAGGUCAUUCAGAGGAAUCUGGAGGGCUGGUGGAAGAUCAGGUACCAGGGCCGUGAGGGCUGGGCCCCCGCCUCCUACCUGAAGAAGGCGGACAUUCAGAGCCAGAAGCAGUCAGCGGGAGCUGCUGCCCAUGCCAGUACAAACGACCUAGACGGCUCCUCCAAACAGAACCAGCAAAACAACGCGGCGAGAGAGAACAGAGACAACAGCCACAAAGAAAACAGGCUCUCGUUUUUCUCCGACAACAACAAAAAAGUCGGAUCAAGACGGGGACCUCCUCCACGCAGAGAUCUUACCAUUCCACGUGGUGCGAACCUACCCAAGCCACCCAUUCCUCCUCAGGUUGAGGAAGAGUUCUACACCAUAGCAGAUUUCCAGACCACUAUACCUGAUGGUAUAAGCUUCCAGGCUGGAGUUAAAGUUGAGGUGAUUGAGAAGAAUGGAAGUGGUUGGUGGUACAUCCAGAUAGAUGACACUGAGGGCUGGGCCCCUGCCAACUUUAUCGACAAGUACAAGAAGACCAGUAAUGCCCUGAGACCCAAUUUCCUUGCCCCUCUGCCCAAUGAGAUGGAGAAGCUGAGACUGGAAGAUGGUGGUUUUUCUAAUGUUCCAGGCACAGAGGACAGCUGGUCCAAGCCUUUACCAGAUGAGCCGACCACAGCCCCCGAGUCCUGUGCCCGGCCUAAGCUGAGAGACUGGAAGUCCAGCGCCAGCAAGGGGGGCCCUCCCUUCUCUGGGCCUUUGCCUCCAGCUCCAUCUGCCCCUCCAGUUGAGGAGAAACCAGCUCUGCCUCCUCGAAGGGAGUCCAUUAAUAAGAGCUUUGAUUUGGAGGUAGCAGAAAAACCAAGACCUGAUCUUUCCAAGCCUUUGCCCCCCAAACCCCCGGCGCCUGGGGUCAUCGUGCCGCUGGUUACACCAAAGCCAGCCCCCUUCAAACCAGAGAAACCACCAGAGGCCAAGAAAGAAGAUAAGAACAAAGCUCUUCACCUUCGGAAUGAGAUGGGUCUCGAAUGUGGUCACAAGAUCUCUGCCAAAGAGGUGAAGAAGUUUAAUCUGAAACCUGUUCCUAAACAGCCACCAAAACCCAAAUCAGAAGUGCAGGAGGAGAAACCAGAGGCACCUGGCCCAUCGGUGUUAAUAAAGCCCAAGCCAGUACUCCGGCCUAAACCUGUUCCAGCCGCCAGGCCAGAUCCCCCGGCAGAGAACAAACUGGACAUCACCAACCUAAGAAGCAAGCUGAGGCCAUCAAAACCAGCAGAUCUCGGCUCCGGGUCCGCUGAGGCGAACCAUCAGAACGGUGCCUCAGCAGCAGUUAACAGUCCCCGACCCAGUUCACCACCGAGCUCUCCACCUACCCACAUCCCCAGUCUCAACAAUGCCAAGUACUGUAAAGAGCCAAAAGUUCCCCCAAAACACAUGAAUGGCCACAGCCACGAGAGCUCAUCGCCCCCUGCCAAACCAACAGUGCCUCCCCACAAGGAACCCCCUCAGAGACCACCCGGCUUGGCUCCGAGAAGACCUCCUCCUCCGAAGAAGUCCGAGCCAUCCAGUCCGACUGAGCUCAAACCGCCAUCCGCUCUCAAAGAAGCCCAGGAUAUUCCCAAGGCCGGACCGCCCCAACUCAGCAGACCGCCUCCCCCUAAACCCAAAGGGUUUGUUCCGAUACCCGCAAGCAAAGAGAAGGAGGAGUCCAAGGUCAACAAAGUCCCAAUUCCUCCCAAGCCCCAGUUGAAGCCCGGCCCACCCAAGGACAAGCUUCCGCCUUUACUCAAGGAGCCCAGCAGGGACGAGCUGUAUCUCGCUGUGGCGGACUUUGAAGGGGAUGAACAAACGUCCAGCUUCAAGGUGGGUACAGUGUUUGAGGUGUUGGAUAAAAACAGCAGCGGCUGGUGGUUCUGUAAAAAAGCAGGUGAUGAAGUCGAGGGCUGGAUCCCCUCGAAUUACCUGAGCAAGAAACCUUAGUCUGAAUGUGCCCUCACAAUCAUCCCCCAUGCGAAUAAAUAAAAACAAAAGGUUUUAAAUGAACAAAUUAUCACUACUUUGUAGCUAGUUAGCAUUUGUUUAAUUUAUAGGUACUUUUUUUUUUUUAAUUGACACAUUUGUUAUGUUAAAUUUUUUUACGAGGAUGUUCUACCUUAACUGAACCAGCAAUAACACAUGCCCUAAUGGGUCGUGUGAUGUUUACUAGUUUUUAAUCUUAAGUAUUAAGUGAGAUAUUAUCUGCUUGCAUUGCCAUAUGCUAGUUGCAGCCUGUGCCAGUCCUGCCAUUACAAAGGCUAGAUGUCAUAACAGCGAUUAAAUGUAUCCUCACCCAUGCCUCCUAAGAUAUUGUGCCUCGAUAUUAUAUGCAAAGUGCUUUAGUGCUUAAUGAACCGUACGUGACUGUAGACAUAGUUCUUGUUGGAAUCGUCAAAAGCUUUGACUUUAAAUCUAAAAUCUAGAAUCCCAGGAGAGUGAUCUAGAUGUUCAUAUCCUGCCAGUCUUUCUCCAGCAGUAGACGAACAAAACAAAAAUCAUAAAUCGCUAAGACAAUGACUGCACAUAAACUCAUUAGUAGGUCAGUGACCACAUCUGGGCUUUCAAGUGCUAUUACUAAAAAUAUGUAUUUGCCAAGUAGAAGUGCCGUUUGUUACAACUGAAACAUGCGUAUUAGUUUUUGUGCUAUUGUAAUGCUUUUCUAUUUUAAUUAAUGUUACAGUGACUUGUAACAAAUGGGCACUUUUUCAGUCAUAUCAGAUGAGUUUUGGGUUUGCACAUGCAUCAGGAAGGGGGGGAAAUGCCACAGUGCAUUUUAUUUCUGAAUUUUACUCUUCAUUGCAUUUGCAAUAUUUUCAUACUUACUGUAGCAAAAAAAUCAACUCAAAGAUGAGGCUAGGGCAUCAAAGCUGUGGAAGUGUAAAGAGGUAUUUUAACUUCCAUGUUCUCUCGCACCCAAAAAAUAAGAAUUGUGAAGUGUGUCUUGCCCAAGCACCUCUGCGUCUCUGCACCAGAUGUCUGGCCAGGCGUAAGAAAUUGGAAAUCUACAGUGAUUUGUGCAAUGAUUUACAGUAUUUUAAGUGUACAGACUGGACGUUUGGUGCUCGAAUAACAGCAAAGUAUGACCAUUGUAUAAAAAAAAUAAUGUUGUACAUUAGUACUUGACUGGUUUCAAGCAUUGUCAGUAUAGCAAAUUAUUUUGAAUGUACAGAAAUGAGAGUCAUAUCUGAACUGUUAUCAUUUUUCUGAUGGUGGUCCGCCCCGAAAGGUCUUUCACUCUGUACUGAUUGUGGUUUUAGAAGGGAGAACGAGCCAAGGGGAUUUUGGUUGGUUGACUUAUGGGAGUUUUGAAAUUACUGAAAAGUAGGUCUGUUGAGAAAAGUACAUUAAACCACUGGGUGAUAAUUCCAUACCAGAAAAAGCAAAAAAGUGGAAAAUAAAAAAAUGUAUGUUCAUAGCUGUGGACAUAAUCGGACAAGGCUACAAGCUGCAACGCUGAUUCGGUUCAGCUUCUAGUCGCUUCAAUGUUACACCACCUUCCACUCAUGUUCUGCAAAGAAGAAAAAAAGGACAAAAGUUAAAAUAUACCUUAAGUUGUAUUGUCCAGGUUCAAUGUGUGAGGAAGGUACAGUACAGUGCAAAGCAAAUGUUGUGGGUUGAUGGUGACAGUAUUGUAAUAUUAUUUACUUCCUUUUUUUUUGCUAUGUAUUUUCCAUUACAUUGAGUCUCCUCUUUCACUCAAGUCAAUAAAAGUUUUUGAUUUUUAA